This is a messenger RNA of Penicillium macrosclerotiorum, 1833 nucleotides long. RefSeq names its product MFS transporter. Gene Ontology annotation, biological process: transmembrane transport. The coding region runs from base 1 to 1833 and encodes 610 amino acids. The record is from RefSeq and is a predicted model, not a curated record. Gene Ontology annotation, molecular function: transmembrane transporter activity. The transcript has a single exon. Lineage: Eukaryota; Fungi; Ascomycota; Eurotiomycetes; Eurotiales; Aspergillaceae.
AUGACCAUGGAGGAGCCUUCAACGGGGGGCAGGAGCCAAUCCAGCCUCCCUCGGACGAUUCCCUUCUGGCGACUGGUGACACAACCUGGUGCCAUUACUCAAGAAGUCUUCGAUUAUAACUAUGCAGGUUCCGGAACUGAUGAGGACCCAUAUGUGGUGUAUUGGAUGCCGAAAGAUUUUCGAAACCCUCUCCAGCUCAGCUCGCUGAUGAAAUGGGGAGUCACACUGGUGGCCGCCCUCGAAACGCUCGUCGUGGCUCUCGUCUCUUCAGCCUAUACAGGCGGCAUCGUUCAAAUUGAGGAACAAUUCCUCGUCACCACCGAAAUCGCAACGUUGGGUGUCUCCCUGUAUGUGCUAGGCUUUGCCUUGGGUCCCUUGCUCUGGGCUCCGAUGAGUGAACUCUAUGGUCGGCAGGUAGUUUUCAUCGGGACCUAUUGCGGCUUGACAAUUUUCUGCGCUGGCACCACGGGCGCCAAAAACAUCACAACUCUGCUGAUCUUCCGCUUUCUGUCGGGUUCCUUUGGCUCAUCCCCGUUCACAAACUCGGGGGGUGUGAUAGCCGAUAUGUUCGCCGCUCGUGAGCGAGGACUGGCCCUCUCGGCAUUUGCGCUGGCUCCAUUCCUCGGACCCGUCAUUGGACCGAUUGUUGGUGGAUUCCUAGGCAUGAAGGCCGGGUGGAAGUGGGUGAUGGGUCUCUUGACAAUCCUUUGCGGCGUGAUGUGGUUCAUCGGAGCAGCCUUGAAGCCCGAGACCUACGCACCUGUUCUUCUUCGUCAGCGUGCGCGGACUUUAUCGAAGCUUACCGGGAAGGUCUACAUGAGCAAACUCGACAUCGACCAAGGUCGUCCCGAACCAAAGGAGGCCAUGAAAACCGCCCUUUCUCGGCCCUUCAUUCUUCUUUUCAGGGAGCCGAUUGUGCUCUUGCUUUCAAUCUACCUUGCAAUCAUCUAUGGAACACUCUAUAUGCUCUUCGGUGCAUUCCCUAUCGUAUAUGAGAUCCAUCGAGGUUGGAACCAAGGCGUCGCAGGUCUGGCUUUCCUUGGGGUUAUGGUGGGCAUGCUGGGGGCUGUUGCUUACUCCAUCCCCGAGAAUACUCGAUACAGCAAGCUCCUCGAGAAGAACGGUGGUUAUUCACCCCCAGAAAGUCGCCUUCCUCCAUGUAUGAUUGCCUCCCUUGCUCUCCCAGCUGGACUUUUCUGGUUUGCCUGGACCAACUCUCCCUCAAUCCAUUGGAUGGCCAGUAUCGCUGCGGGUGUGCCGUUUGGCUUUGGCAUGGUCUUAGUCUUCCUCAGCGUCUUUAACUACCUGAUCGACGCCUACACAAUUUUUGCCGCGUCGGUUCUUGCGGCGAAUUCGUUACUCCGGUCAAUGUUUGGCUUUGCCUUUCCUCUCUUUACGACUUAUAUGUUCAACAACCUCGGAAUCCACUGGGCCUCCUGUGUUCCGGCUUUCCUCGCUCUAGCCUGCGUGCCUUUUCCGUUCGUGCUUUAUAAGAAAGGCUUAGCCAUUCGCAAAUAUUGCAAAUAUUCUGCACAAUCAGAAGCUUUUGUUCAGAAUCUCCUGCGGGCGGCUGGUGAAAAGAGCACAUCAUUGGAGCAGAAUGAAGAAACCAACAAAUCAAUCCCAUCAGAUGAUGUUGUCACACGAGUGCCAACUAUCGCAGAAGAGGGCGCCUCGGACGCGGUUCAAAAGCAGGGUACACCGGAGGUACUUCCUCUUCACCAUACUCUCUCCCGUGCAUCUACCCAUGUUUCUCAAAUACAAAGGGUUCCCACUUACGAUGCAAACCCGUAUAAUGUUGACCGUGUACACACCCGUGAGUCUUUCAAAUAG